Molecule: messenger RNA, 6405 nt
Organism: Stegastes partitus (bicolor damselfish)
Lineage: Eukaryota; Metazoa; Chordata; Actinopteri; Pomacentridae
Gene: zeb1b
Product: zinc finger E-box binding homeobox 1b
Exons: 8
Coding region: 32-3337 (1101 amino acids)
Biological process (GO): anatomical structure development; regulation of transcription by RNA polymerase II
Molecular function (GO): DNA-binding transcription factor activity, RNA polymerase II-specific; RNA polymerase II cis-regulatory region sequence-specific DNA binding
Source: RefSeq, a predicted model, not a curated record
UCCGGCAGCAUUUAGACACAACGAAAGGAUCAUGGCGGAUGGCCCCAGGUGUAAGCGCAGAAAGCAGGCGAACCCGAGGAGGACCAACGUGACUAACUACAAUAAUGUGGUGGAGCCCGGCUCAGACUCGGAUGACGAGGACAAGCUGCACAUCGUGGAGGAGGAAGGCAGUCUGGCGGAUGGGGCCGACUGCGACAGCGCCCUGCCAGACGACGAGCACCCGAGGGAGCACUGCUGGGAGCGAGUGAAGGAGGAUUGUGUUUCGGAUGGGGAGGAUGACGUGAGCACGGACGCCCUGGUAGAGGAGAUGCUCCAGCAAGGAGACACAGCCGUCAUCUACCCAGAGGCUCCGGAUGACGAGCCUCACCGUCAGGGCACCCCUGACACCAGUGUCCACGAUGAGAACGGAACUCCUGAUUCGUUCUCCCAGCUGCUCACCUGCCCGUACUGUGCACGGGGCUACAAGCGUUACAGCUCCCUGAAGGAGCACAUCAAGUAUCGGCACGAGAAGACCGAAGAGAGCUUCAGCUGCCCCGAGUGCAGCUACAGCUUCGCAUACCGCGCUCAACUGGAGAGGCAUAUGACAGUCCACAAGAGUGGACGGGAUCAGAGACACAUCACACAGUCGGGAGGCAAUCGUAAAUUCAAGUGCACUGAAUGUGGCAAAGCAUUUAAAUACAAGCACCAUCUGAAGGAGCACCUACGCAUUCACAGUGGAGAGAAACCCUAUGAGUGCUCCAACUGCAAGAAGCGGUUCUCCCACUCAGGCUCAUACAGCUCCCACAUCAGUAGUAAGAAGUGCAUCAGCGUCAUCUCAGUUAACGGCAGACCACGCUUGGGGAAUGCCAAAACGCAGACCCAGGGUCCAUCACCAGUGCUGCCCACACCACCCUCAGUCCUCCGCACUCAGAUUCGGGAGAAGCUGGAGCACAGCAAGCCCCUGCAGGAGCAGCUGCCCCUCAAUCAGAUCAAGACUGAACCUGUGGACUACGAGUACAAGCCAACAGUGUUAACAUCCCCAACUGUGACCGCCAUGAAUGGUGGCGUUUUCAACGGAGGUGCUGCAGCUCCCUUGCAGGGCACAGUCCAGGCCGUGGUCCUGCCCACCGUGGGGCUGGUGUCGCCCAUCAGCAUCAACCUGGCAGACCUGCAAAAUGCUCUCAAAGUGGCAGUGGAUGGGAACGUCAUUCGUCAGGUGCUGGAAAACAAUGCCAAAGGCCAGGUGAACUCGGGGUUAACCACUGGAACGCUCCACACCCCACAGCAGCAACUCAUCUCAGCCAUCAGUCUGCCUAUUGUGGGUCAGGAUGGAAAUGCAAAAAUCAUUAUAAACUACAGUUUGGACCCCAACCAGGGCCAGCUCACAGCCCAUAACCUGAAGAAAGAGCCAGAGCCAAUGUCACCGUCUCAGACCACCGCCGACACAUUCAAGUCCCAGAAACUUCCAGAAGAUCUCACUAUCAGAGGCAACAGGGCUGAUGAGACUAAAGAAAUAGAGGAAAAGACCACUAAAACUUGUCUCCUGUGUGAUAACUGUCCUGGGGGGCUGGAAGCAUUCCAUGCCCUCAAGCACUGCAAGAAGGAUGGUCUCAGGCUGAACGGAGCAGGCCUGGAUAAGUCAGAGUCUGCUGUCGCUGCCCUGCUGUCAGAAGGAGGACUCUGCAACCAGCCCAAGAACCUCUUGUCGCUGCUCAAGGCCUACUUUGCCUUAAAUGCAGAACCCACCAAGGAUGAGCUGGCCAAGAUUUCCGACUCAGUCAGCCUGCCAAUCCACGUGGUAAAGAAGUGGUUUGACAAAAUGCAGGAGGGUCAGAUAUCACUGGGUGCCCCAACACCUCCCUCAGAGGAAGAGGACACCUGUGAAGCCAACAGUGUGGUGUCUCUGGUUCCAGGGAAGGACACAGCCACUAUAAGCCCCUCUGUGACCCAGGACAGCCCUACAGAAGCUACUCCAGCAGAGGUCAACGGCACUCACAGUUCACCGGCCUCCCCCUCGCCACUAAACCUGACAGCUGGCGGUCCCAUCCCAGCCGAACACCCCCAGAGCACUGAGGGACCCCUAGACCUGUCGCUGCCAAAGCCAGCCAGAGAGGAAGCGGAGAGAGUGGUGCCUAAAGCCCGCGUUUACCCCUUCCCUUCCUCUGGCUCUACCAAUGAGGAUGAACCCCUGAACUUAACUUGCACAAAGAAAGAGGCUUCACCACUCUCAGCCAUGGGCACAAGCCCCAUCGCACUGUACGCCAGCCAGCCAAGUGCCAAAUCUGUCGACAUUGUGACCACAAUGCAAUGCUUAAGAGCACUAGCCACCAACAACAAACAACAGACUAUCCUGAUCCCCCAGCUGGCUUACACCUAUACCACUACAGCAAACAGCCCUGCAGGGACCGAGACGCACGAAACCAUCCACCUAAACGGAAUCAAGGAGGAGAGGCAGGACACGGGCUCAGACGGUGUUUCCACGAUGGAGGAGCAGAACGACUCAGACUCAGGCCCUCCGAGGAAGAAGAUGAAGAAGACGGACAGCGGCAUGUACGCCUGCGACCUGUGUGACAAGAUCUUCCAGAAGAGCAGCUCGCUGCUGAGACACAAAUACGAACACACAGGGAAGCGACCUCACGAGUGCGGCAUCUGCAGCAAGGCGUUCAAACACAAACACCACUUGAUCGAACACAUGCGGCUCCACUCGGGGGAGAAACCGUACCAGUGCGACAAGUGCGGCAAGCGCUUCUCCCACUCGGGCUCCUACUCCCAGCACAUGAACCACCGCUACUCUUACUGCAAGAAGGAGACGCAGAGCCAAGCAGGAGGACAGGAGAGCCCCGAGGAGGACAGUGAGGCCCAGGCCGAGAUGGAGGCCCUGAGCCGAUUGCAGAGGCAGCUCCUGGCCCCCUCCCAGCUGGACUUGGAUGAGCGAGGGAGCAGCACCAGGGAGGACGAGGAGAGCGAGGAGGAAGAGGAGGAGGAGGAAGGCGUGGUGGACAUGGAUGAUAUCCAAGUGGUGCAGAUAGGGGAUGAAGGAGGGGAUGAGGAGGAGGAAGCAGAGCAAGAGGAGAGGAAUGAGGAGGAGAUUGAGAGAGUAGUGGUAGAAGGGGAAGGAGAGGAGGAGAAAACGGAGAUAGAAGAGAAAGAGGAGGCUGACACAAGGCAGGAGGAGGUGCUCGGGAGUGUUCAGGAAGAGGAGGAGGUCAACAUGAAGGAAGAGGAGGCGAUGGAUACAGAAGGAGGGAUGACUGAAGAAACAGAGAGGGAGGUCACAGAGGAGAGCGGAGGCGAGAACAGGAACACGGUUUCUGAAGACGAGAACCAGACGCCGCAGGAGAAAGGAGAUACUGACUAAAAGGGGAACCAGACUCCUCCAUGAGACACAAUCCUCCUCCUCCUCUCCCCGCACAGAGGAAGAACACAGGAGAUGAAGUCUGGUCACUCUGACAGUUCGUUUCAGUUCACUACUGUGUAGAAAUCCAGGUGUGCCUGAAAAAAUACUAGUGACUUUUCCACAGGAGAACGAUUUCUCACUGUUAGAAAAAUCCAUUUGUAAAGAAAAAGAUGAAAACGAACACAAAUUUUAACAAACGAAGGACAUGCAUUAUACAGACUUUGGAAGCUAGAGCCGACACGUUUUAGAUAAUGUUUUAUUACUAAAACACCUUGGGUCAUUUCUUUUUAUCAGUGUUACUAAUUUUAUCACUCAUAUUUUAACCUUUAAAAGCUGUACAGUUGGGAGAUAUUUCUAUAUCUUUUUAUUGCCAAUGAACAAAAAAAAAAAGUCAGUAUUUUGUUAAGUUGGAAGGAAAAUAAGAAAAUCCUGUGCACUACAAGUGGCUUGGUUUACCUAUGGAUUGAGCAGUUGAGUUGUGUUGUCUACCCUUCAGUAUUACCACGCUAGAUAUACCAUGCCAUCACGCUAGCAGGCGUUAGCAUUACAAUUAUUUUUUUGUGUCGUUUUGAUUGGACUGUGAGCCUUAAGAAGAAAAACAAUGACGAAUGGGCCGAUCUUUUCAGCGUUUAGUUCCUUUUAGACUUAUAGAUACCUUUUCUUUUUUUUUUUUAUUAAAAGAAAUCUGUGUUUAAUAGGAAUCGUUUGACAUUUUGGGGAAUAAACGUAUUCAUUUUCUUGAUGACAGCUUAAUCAAAAAGAUAAAUAACACUUUGUUUGUCUGAUAAAUGUUCGGCUACAACCAGCAGCUUCUUAGCUCAUUACUGCUGUAGCCGGACCGCAGUUUAGCUUAAAUACUGGAAACCUACUAGCACUGUUAAAGUUCACUAAUUAACAUGUUGUUUCUUGUUUGUUUAAUCUGUACUGUAAAAUAGUUUGGCACAUAACCCCCCAUAAAACUGCAACUUGUCAUUACACAUCUAAACAGGUUAAACAAGAUGCAGCAUGUUAUUUUUUUAGCUUUCGGGAUGUUCUUUGGUUGCAUUUGCUACUUUAACGCCUCAUUUCCACAUAGCUCAGUGUACGACUCAACUGUAACGCCACCCAGUCCAAUGGGAUUGAUUCCGUUGUGAUCUCUGAUGUGUUGAUGCGCCUCUCUCACAUGGAUGUGCACAAGUUUCCAUCAGUCCGUGAGGAAAUGCCUGUCCUUGCGUUGAACACUAGAGGACGUACUUUGGAUAGCAUGCAGAACUAUGAACAUAAAAAGUGGAAACAAGGCGUAAUGCCACAUUUCCAACACGGCUCCAUGUAUGGAUUUGGGAAAAAAUUACAACUUUUGUGAGGUAUUUCCUACCAGUAUGAGCAGGAAGUUGGAAAAACUAAUCAGCUAACAGACCAACAGGCUAGUCAGCUGCUUGCCUAUAUUUACCGUCAAACUACAAUUAUAAAGAAACUACUUUAGCUUGUUUAGCACAAGCAAGCUGGGUAGCCCCACGUUCAUACGUCUUUGAACAACAUAUUCCAUAAAACUGGCUCCACAACUGGAAGGCCGGCCUCCCCACGUCACAAUGCUCCAUGCAAAAAUUUUGCAAAACUGGAUGCUAAAAACUGAAAAAUAUGAACCUCUCUCUCUCAUGGCUGCAGUGAAGUUUCCAUCCAUCCCCCGCAAAAAAACGCAUUUGCUUGCGUUGAACACUAGGGGGCGAGGUCUGUAACGUCAUACGGAAUUAGUGUCCACAUAUCUCUAUGUACGUACUAAUUUAGCUUUUUUCCAGUUUAGAAUUUCGAGUACGUUAAAAAAUGAUCACUUUGUUGUGGACUUUAGAGAAACUACACCGUAUGUCAGAAAGGCUAACAGGCUGUUUAGCUUAUUGACUAUGUUGAGAGUCACAUUUGAACUAAUUUAGCACAUUGUAGCGGUUUUUCCAGCCUCGUCACAGAUUCUCACCAUGCAUUCCUUGUCCCGUUUAUGUCACUGGAUCAUAAAGUAGAUUCUACCGAAUAGUCGCCAACAAGCAAAGCUAUGUGGAAACGAGGCGUUUGACCAAACCAGGCUAGCCAUUUCCCCUUGCCUCCAGUAUUUAAGCUACGCUAACCGUCGGCUGUCAUCAAGAAAGUGAUUCAGCAAAAAACGUCAAACAAAUGCUUUAAUUGUUCAGAGCGAGAAGAAAGGGGAUGUAGAAAACUGUCUGACCCUUCCUCUGUCUACCCCCACUCAGAGCCUUAUGCAAAAAAAAACAACAAAACAAACAAAAAAAAACUGACUAAACAAGAGAAGCAUGCAUAUCAAAGUGCCAUUGAAUAUUGCUGUUGAAGCUUAGCAGCUACGAUCAGGUAUUGCCGGGUCCCAGAUCAACCAAUACGCCGGAAUACUGUUGACUUUGUCUGGCCACCACACCUGAGAGAGUAGAACUUAGCCUACCACAUACUCAUGUCAUAGGUUUUAGAUGACUUGCUUUCAUUUCUAAUCUGAGCAACUAAAAUAAUUACAAUGCACAUUUCUUUUUUUUGUUGUUUUUCAAAUGAAUGAUGAAAAAAAUGGUUAACUGUGUCCUGCCUUUUCAAAGCUUAUUCAGUGCACUUGUUUAACACACCAUGAAAUGCUCAGAUGUCUCUUCAGGUAACAAAAUGUAGGCAAAUCCCAGGAGUUUAAUUCAACAAUGUUUUACCUGUCAGUAUUAUUUUUUUUUUUUUGUCUCUUAUGUUUUAUGUUCUGUUUCAGUGUGUGUACUGUAUGUUUUCAGCAAUGGCAGUAUUAUCCCCACCCCCAACGAGAUGGGUAUGUCUGUUUAGUCAUAGAGAACUUUUAUAUUUAUGUGUCUUAUUUUUUAUAUUUCUUUAUGGUUAUUUAUUACACUAUGUAGUGUACAAUACUGUAGUUUGUAUUAAUACGAUAAUAUAUUUUAGUAUGGAAAAAAAAAGAAUCAAAGGCAAAUAACCACAAGCCUGGAAAAAUAAGACUCCGGCAUACUGAAGUAUGUUUUUCGAACAAAUGUAAGAUGUUUUUCUUCGAGAGAAAAAAAAAAAAA